This is a messenger RNA of Antrostomus carolinensis (chuck-will's-widow), 329 nucleotides long. Its product is annotated as lymphocyte antigen 6E. The record is from RefSeq and is a predicted model, not a curated record. The annotation marks the transcript as partial. Gene Ontology annotation, molecular function: acetylcholine receptor inhibitor activity. Lineage: Eukaryota; Metazoa; Chordata; Aves; Caprimulgiformes; Caprimulgidae. The transcript has 2 exons. Gene Ontology annotation, cellular component: plasma membrane.
CCCACACACUCAUCUGCUUUUCAUGCUCGGAUGCAUCCUCCAACUGGGCCUGCCUGAAACCUGUCAAGUGCGGGGACAAUGAAAACCACUGUGUGACGACGUACGUUGGAAUGGGAAUCGGUGGCAAGUCUGGCCAGUCCAUCUCCAAAGGAUGCUCUCCCAUUUGCCCCAGCGCUGGGAUUAACCUCGGCAUAGCGGCUGCCUCUGUUUACUGCUGUGACUCCUUCCUCUGCAACAUCAGUGGUUCCAGCAGUGUGAAAGCCAGCUACAUGGUCCUGGCCUUGGGGGUCCUCGUUAGCUUCAUCUACGUCCUCAGGGCUCGCGAGUGA